This is a messenger RNA of Linum trigynum, 4891 nucleotides long. The record is from the annotation of a GenBank genome assembly. Lineage: Eukaryota; Viridiplantae; Streptophyta; Magnoliopsida; Malpighiales; Linaceae.
CUCAGGAUUAUGUUGAUAUGUGAAUAGGGCUAGGUUAUCUAGUUGUAGUUGUUAGGGAUAAAUUAGUAACUCUGUCAUUAAGAGAAUAUGUAACAUGAUGGAUAGGAGAUAUAUAUAUGUGAGUUAUAAAUUGAAUUGUAGUAAAUUUGUGGAGUACUAAUAAAAAAUAAUUAUAUGGUGAUCCCGUUUAAACCGAAUUAAAUAAUUUGCCUGUAAACCCAAACCAAAUCCAAUUUGAUUUGAUUUGAGCAAAUUAAAAUCAGACGCAACCGAAUAUCGCAAUUUGUAUUAAACAAAACUCCUCCAUGUAAUUAAAAAAAAAAAAGGAAAAUGGAAGCAGAAUUUGAUCAAGCAGUGCCUGCUUCUGCAAGACGAAACAAACGGCCGUCAAAAAUUCAUCACAGAACUGAACGCGGCCAGUCAGCGACGUUUCGUUUCGAUGGGUCGGUCAAAGUUUUCUAUAUAAGCCAGCGGCUACUACUCACAACCGUUCUCCCCUUCCCUUCCUGUCUCUCUCUCUCUCUCUCUCUCUCUCUCUCUCUCUCAACUGCUACGUCGUCGUCUCUAGUCGGAGAAAGAUCAGUUAAAAAGAGGGAAAAAAUCCGUUGGAGAAACCUCCGGCGAGAAGGUCGGAAUCCCCCGGUCGCCGCCGACGUUUUCGGAUUUAAUCCAACCCAAGGCAACAAAUCGGGGGCUUUUACCGAUUCAUCUUCCUUGGCUUUUUUAAGCUCAUCUUCUUCCCGACUUUCGCCCUUGGUUCUUCCCCCUUCGGAAAGAAUCCACAGUCCGUUUUGCUCCCCCGUUUAUCCCUUUUUUUUCCCCGGUAAAGCUAGUUUUUCUGAACUAGGAGCUUCUUCGGUCGCCUUACUAAAAGGAAAAAACAAAAGGGGAAAAAACCCAACAAAAACCACUUCGUGAUUCAGCAAAUCAAUUUUCCUCUGUAAAUGAGUCAAGGGUGACGGACCCAGAAGCUUGAAACCUUUCAGUUGUGAAGUUUCAGCUUCUGGGUUUGGUCGUUUCUUCAAUCGACGGACAACCCAAUUCCCCAAUUUCUUAGUUUCUCAGUUCCCGAAAACAGUAGAAUUCUUCAAAUUCACCCCACACCUUUUCUGUAAUUUUUCUUUUUGUUCAUCACCACCUUGAAGAUUGUGAAUAGUCAGCCAAAAAAAAAAAAUUUGGGGGGAAAAUAAAAUAAUGUCAGUCGUCGAUGCGUCAUUGAGCUCCGGCAGAGAAGGAGCGGUGAGGUUUACCGGUUGCGGAGGUAAUCAUCACAACAGCUGCGGCUCCUUGCCGGAGGACUCCUCCAUCCUCAUCUUCCUCAGCGCAGCGGAUUCGUUCAUCCCAAUGCGGGUCCUGGAAUCCGACUCCAUCGCCUCGGUCAAACUCCGGAUCCAAAACUCUAAAGGCUUCGUCGUUAAGAAGCAGAAACUUGUCUUCGGCGGUAGAGAGCUCUCCCGUAGCGCCGAUCUGGUCAAGGACUACGGAAUCACCACCGGCAACGUCCUCCACUUGGUUCUCAAGCUCUCCGACCUCCUCCUCAUCACCGUCCGCACCACCUGCGGCAAGGAAUUCGAAUUCCGCGUCGACCGGUACCGAAACGUCGGAUACCUAAAACAACGCAUCUUCCAAGAGGGCAAGGGUUUCGUCGACGUCGACGAGCAGGAAAUCUUCUACAACGGUCAGAGGCUCGAUGACCAGCGCCUCAUCGACGAGAUCCGCGAUACCAGAGCCGCAGACGCCGCCGCGAUUCACCUCCUCGUCCAGAAAACCGCCAAGGUCAGAGCCCAGCCGCUGAACAGAGAUUUCGAGAUCUCCAUCGCCGCCGCAACAAACCCUAAUCAGAACCAGAAGCAGAAUCAGAACCAGAAGCAGAAUCAGGAGUCGUCGAUUGAGGCGCCAAAUCAGGAGCAAGCUGGUAGGGAUUUCUGGCUAGAACCCGUGAUCGUAAACCCUAGCGUGAGAUUAGAUUCAGCGAUUUGGAACAUGGUGAAUUCAACCUUCGUCGGGUUGGAAAUGGGUCACCCGCCGAUCCGUUCGUCGGAAGGAACAGGGGGGACUUAUUUCAUGAGGAACCCAUCCGGGCAAGGGUUCGUAUCCGUGUUCAAGCCCAGCGACGAGGAGCCUAAUGCGGUGAACAACCCGCAGGGACUGCCGGUGUCGACCAACGGGGAAGGGUUGAAAAGAGGGACAAGGGUAGGGGAAGGUGCGAUUAGAGAAGUUGCCGCUUACAUAUUGGAUCAUCCCAUUGACGGACCGAGGGGUCUGAACAAUGAAGUGAUGGGGUUUGCAGGUGUGCCGCCCACCAUUGUUGUUCAGUGUUUGCACAAAGGGUUCCAUCAUCCUGAAGGGUUCGAGUACUCUGCCAAGAAUGUGAAGAUUGGUUCACUGCAGAUGUUUAUGAAGAAUGAAGGGAGUUGUGAGGAUGUUGGACCAGGUCGGUUCCCUGUGGAGGAAGUGCAUAAGAUCACUGUGCUGGAUGUGAGAAUGGCCAAUGCUGAUAGGCAUGCUGGCAACAUUUUGAUCGGCAAAGGAGAGGGAGACGGCGAUGGUGGGAACAACACUGUGUUGAUUCCCAUUGAUCAUGGCUAUUGCUUGCCUGAAACUUUUGAAGAUUGCACAUUCGAUUGGCUAUACUGGCCACAAGCAAAGCAACCCUACUCUCCAAAGGUGAUCGACUACAUAAACUCACUGGAUGCCGAAUUCGACAUCGCCCUCCUGCAGUUCCACGGCUGGAACAUCCCGCCUCAGUGCGCACGAACCCUUCGAAUCUCGACCAUGCUCCUGAAGAAAGGAGUCGAGAAAGGUCUGACCCCUUUCGACAUCGGGAGCAUCAUGUGCAGGCAGACCGUGCACAAGGAGUCGGUGAUUGAGGAGAUCGUUUGCGAGGCAGAGGAUUGCUUGAUACCCGGGAUGAGCGAAGCUGCAUUCCUGGAAACCGUGUCUGAGAUAAUGGACUCCAGGCUUAGCAAGUUCAACAAAUAACACAAUGGGUGGUGGUGGUCUUUAUCUAUCUAUCUAUCUUAUCUGUUCUAUCUUAUCAAUCUAUAUCAAUCAGGUAUAUAUGAAUGGAAGCUUUUGUUUGUUGUAUGAUUUGGAAGGAAUGGAGACCAUGUAUGAGUUUCUUUUCACUUGAAGAAGUCCAUUUUGAGUUUGGACUCCAUUGAAAGGAAAAAAGAGAAGUUUAUCUACCAGUACCAGUACCAGUACCAGAUAUAAUAUGUUAGAUGUGGUUGUUAAAGAUAAUCCUGUGUGUGAGGCAGAUGAAGAAGCCAUACAAAGAAUUGUCUCUCUGCAGUUUUUUCAGCCAAUUUCCUUGGAGGGUAAAAUUGUACUAUUGAGAUGAGGUGAGCAGAAGCUUAAAAAUGGAGAGGGUGAGAGAGAAAGGAAUGAAUAACAUGCAGUAGUUGCUUUAUCUGCUCGGUUUUUUGUUUCUAUGAGAAGGGAAAUGGUUGGAUUUGUAAAUGUGAUUAUUGUUAUUGAUGUUUCUUAUGGUAACAUGGGUUUUUAGGGGCAAUACAUGGAUUUGUAGGGGAAGAAGAUUAUUGCCCCUCCAGGCUCCAGGUGAGGAGUAGGCUAUUUCAAGGGUGGAGUACCACUCAGAUGAAGCUGUAAUCUUUAAAAUCACAAUGUUAUGCAAAUAAAUAAGAACACCGCUAACCAACACUAUCCACAUCAGUAUAUUUUUACUUUUCAUUUAAAUAAAAAACAAUAAAAUAAAUAAUAAUAUCCAAACUUGUGGGGCGCAGAUACGGAUAAUCAUCACCACCAGUCCAAGUCCAUCACCGCCAUCUUUUCCUACACUUCAAUUAGCCACCUAUGAUCCAAUUCAGCACAAUAUUCACCAGCUCAUCGUCAUUUAACGAAAUUAUUGACGAAGACUUAACAGUUGACUAAUUAUUAAAAUUUGGAAGGUUUGACUAUUAUUUUGGAAUAGUGAAAAGAUUUGGCUAAAAAAUUGUAUUUAGCCUUAAAAAAAUUCACUAUAUAUAUCGUAAAGCGAUGACUCAAGUGAUAAGAUAUGCAGUUGAUACGAUUCUUAUGACCAACCAUUAUGAUAAAAAUUAUUUGGUGAUAGCGUAUAAAAUUGUAAACUUGAAUUAUCUAUUGCAAUAAAUUUGUUGAGUAUUCAUAAAUAAAAAUUUAAAUAGUCUUUUAUCCACAGACUUUUAUUGUCAUUAUAAUAUUAUAUUAUACAUGUAACCUAAGUUUGUGGGUUAGUGGAUGGAUCAAUUUAAGCAAUAAUGGGAGUCCUCCUGGUUUCUCAAUUAUUAUUAUUACUAGCUUAUAACCCGGUCCAUUGGCCGGAAUAUUCAUAUUUAAUUAUUUAUAUUUUUAUGUUAUGUUUAAGCUAAUCAACCGGUUUAAUUUUAUUGACAAUUCUUCGAUCAAGAUGAUACAUAAAGAAAGAAUAUAUAGGUCUAACAUUCGGAGAAAUACCAUAUCAUUUAAGAAAAAAAAUAUAAUUUAUCAAUAAUUCCAUUUUCAUAAUGAUAAUUAAGCCCUUAUUAAAAUACUAUUGAUUAGUUGAUUGUCAAGAAAGAGAGUAUAAAAGCUCAGUGAAAUUCCACACGACUCAUAGAUAGUUUGAAACUAAAUCUUAAACCUCACAAUCCUACAUAAGGGUUUAAUGCGCUCCUUUUAUGAACAAUAUGCCACUAAUAAAAAAGAAAUGGAGAGUUGUUGAUUCAAGUCAACUAUAUACUAACAACUCAGCUAAGAGGGGACCAUCAAAACUUGAGAGCAAACGACAAAAUUAGGGUUAUCUCCAACAUACUAAUAGACUCAAUCAAAGUAAUAAGGUACAAAAUUAAACACUCCUGGUUUAUCAGUUCCGGUAGGUUGAAUAAAGAAUCGACCUACUUCAAUAAAUCAAUCAAUGAUUCCUCGUUUU